AUGACAUCCUACAAAGAUCAACACAGGUUCCGCUCUGUGGACCCAAACAAUCGUCCUCCGCGCCCGGUCCGGCAACAGCCUCCGCGCAUCCCCAAGGGGGUUGAGGAUAUCCGACAGACCAAGGAGUACAAGACUGCUGCGCGCAGAUGGCUUUCAACCAUUGUCGCACUGCCCAUUGUUAUUGUUUCGUCAUAUGUUCUCUAUGAGCGUCGUAAGUUCUCGGAAACCAACAAGAUUCCAACAAAAGGCUUGGGUACUGACUGA
Messenger RNA from Penicillium brevicompactum, 264 nucleotides. RefSeq lists its product as uncharacterized. The coding region runs from base 1 to 264 and encodes 87 amino acids. The record is from RefSeq and is a predicted model, not a curated record. The transcript is spliced from 2 exons. Lineage: Eukaryota; Fungi; Ascomycota; Eurotiomycetes; Eurotiales; Aspergillaceae.